Cavia porcellus (domestic guinea pig) is the source of this 7287-nucleotide messenger RNA. RefSeq names its product desmoglein 1 (gene Dsg1). The record is from RefSeq and is a predicted model, not a curated record. NCBI's taxonomy places the organism in Eukaryota, Metazoa, Chordata, Mammalia, Rodentia, Caviidae. Gene Ontology annotation, molecular function: calcium ion binding; gamma-catenin binding. Gene Ontology annotation, cellular component: plasma membrane; desmosome. Bases 417 to 3566 code for a protein of 1049 amino acids. The transcript is spliced from 15 exons. Gene Ontology annotation, biological process: homophilic cell-cell adhesion.
CUCGUAAAUAAAGCUCAGUAUGAGAAGCCCCUGUAAAUUGCAUAACUGUAUUUUGGUCAGUUGAAGUGCCUGCCACUGAAAACCUUCAGCAGAGCCGUGAAUCUUCCUCAGCCCAUGGAAAGCUGCUUUCAGCUGGAAGAAGGGUGUGUCCCUGAGCUUUUACCUGGGAGCAAUGAUGAUCUUGUCAAGCAUUUCAGGGAGACCAGCCCAAGUUUUUAGGGUGGGGAUCCAGACUGGUUAUACGUACCUCAGUCCUUCUCUCAGAGGAAGGCAGAAACACCUCAAAGCCUGCAAGUAAGAACAUCUACUGGGAAAUCAUUUUAAUCAGACGCCAACUGAGUGGGAGAAAAGAAAAAGAACCAAGAAGAACAAACAAAGCUCCCUUAGUCUUGGAUGUCAGGGACGCCACCACGGCGAUGGAGUGGCAACCCUUCACAGCAGCUGCCCUGCUCCUCUGCCUGGUCGUGGCUGAAGUUAACAGCGAAUUUCGAAUCCAGGUAAGAGAUUACAAUACUAAAAAUGGCACCAUUAAGUGGCACUCACCCAGAAGACAAAAACGGGAAUGGAUCAAGUUCGCUGCAGCCUGUCGUGAAGGUGAAGACAACUCAAAGAGAAACCCAAUUGCCAAAAUUCAUUCAGAUUGUGCUGCAAACCAACAAGUCACAUAUCGCAUCUCUGGAGUAGGAAUUGAUCAGCCGCCUUAUGGAAUCUUUGUUAUUAAUCAAAAAACUGGUGAAAUUAAUAUAACAUCUAUAGUUGAUCGAGAAGUCACUCCUUAUUUCAUUAUCGUUUGCCGGGCUCUGAAUUCACUUGGACAAGAUUUAGAGAGGCCUCUUGAGCUCAGAGUCCGGGUUUUGGAUAUCAAUGAUAACCCCCCAGUGUUUUCCAUGUCUACAUUUGUAGGACAAAUAGAAGAAAAUUCCAAUGCAAAUACACUGGUGAUGAAACUUAAUGCUACUGAUGCAGAUGAACCAAACAACUUGAAUUCAAAAAUCGCCUUCAAGAUCAUAAGACAGGAACCUUCUGACGCACCAAUGUUCAUCAUUAACCGAAAUACGGGAGAAAUCCGAACAAUGAAUAAUUUUCUAGACAGAGAGCAAUAUGGCCAGUAUUCGCUUGCUGUAAAAGGCUCAGACCGAGACGGCGGAGCAGAUGGCAUGUCAGCAGAGUGCGAAUGCAACAUUAAAAUCCUGGACGUCAACGAUAACAUCCCCUACCUGGAGCCGUCUCUGCAACGCGUAUUUAUUGAAGAAAACACUCUGAAUUCAAACUUGCUCCAACUUAGAGUAAUUGAUCUGGAUGAAGAAUUCACAGCCAACUGGAUAGGAGUAAUUUUCUUCAUCUCUGGAAAUGAGGGCAACUGGUUUGAAAUAGAAAUGAAUGAAAGAACAAAUGUAGGAAUUCUUAAAGUUGUUAAGCCCCUAGAUUAUGAAGCUGUGAAGAAUUUGCAACUCAGUUUUGGUGUUAGAAAUAGAGCUGAAUUUCAUCAAUCAAUUAUAUCCCAAUAUAAAAUCACAGCUACUGUAGUCUCUGUGACUGUGAAAAAUGUAAUUGAAGGCUCAGUAUUUCGCCCGGGUUCAAAGACUUACGUGGUAACAAGUAACACGCAAGCGAAUCAGAAAGUGGGAGAGUUUAUAGCUACUGACCUGGAUACAGGUUUAGCUUCAACAACAGUUAGGUAUGUUAUGGGAGAUAAUCCAACCGACCUGCUGGCUGUUGAUUCAAGAACAGGCGUACUCACUUUGAGAAACAGAGUUACCAUGGAACAGUAUCAAAUGCUUAAAGGAAGAUACCAAGGAACAAUUUUAUCUAUAGAUGAUUCUCUUCAUAGAACUUGCACCGGAACAAUUAUCAUUGAUAUUGAAGGUUUUGGCGGGCCAGGAACCCAGAGCAGUACAGACGGUAGUACCAAUACUAAUACGGGUACUCAUUCCGAUGGCACGAAGACCACUGAAGAUGUUACUACUCCCGACAUAUAUGCACAAACCAGCACUCCAAAUGACUUAAGUGGAGGAAGAACAACAGGAGGUGGCAGGGAACCAUAUGUGAACGGAAGAACUUUUUCAGAUAAUGUGCACUUUGGUCCUGCUGGGAUUGGACUGCUCAUCAUGGGAUUCCUAGUCCUAGGGUUGGUCCCCUUCCUGCUGCUGUGCUGUGACUGCUCGGGCGCCCCCGGGGGCGGCGCCGGCUUCGAGCCGGUGCCCGAGUGCUCGGACGGAGCCAUCCACCCGUGGGCCGUGGAAGGACCGCAGCCCGACCCCGGAGACCCCCGCUUCGGCCACGAUGUAAACUCGGUCUGCAUACCAUCAAUACCGGGCGGUGGUGCAAUGAUUGACAGCUCAGGUGUUUAUACAAACGACUACUGUGCCGGAGAAAUGCAAGACCUGGGAGGAGGAGAAAGAACGACAGGCUUUGAACUAAUGGAGGGAGUAAAAACAUCAGCCGCACCGGAGAUGUGCCAAGAAUAUUCCGGAACGUUAAGAAGAAACUCUAUGAGGGAAUGCAGAGAUGGAGGUCUGAAUAUGAAUUUCAUGGAGAGCUACUUCUGUCAGAAAGCAUUUGCUUAUGCCGAUGAGGAAGAAGGGCGCCCGUCCAAUGACUGUUUGCUGGUGUAUGACAUUGAAGGUGCAGGCUCCCCCGCUGGCUCUGUGGGGUGCUGUAGCUUCAUUGGUGAAGACUUGGAUGAUGGUUUCUUGGAUACCCUGGGGCCUAAAUUUAAGAAGUUGGCAGAUAUCAGCCUGGGCAAAGAACCUGAAAGUUAUCCAGACCCUGAUCCCUCCUGGCCUCCUCAGACCACUGAACCAACCUACCCUCCGCAAGUCUCCCAGCAGGUCGGCACCACCAUGGUCGUUUCAGAGAGUACCUACCCCUCGGGACCCAGUGUGCACCAUCCUUUGCCUAUUCCCGACCCUCUGGGCUAUGGUAAUGUCACUGUAACCGAGUCCUACACCACUUCUGGAACGCUGAAGCCCUCUGUCCACCUUCACGAUAACCUGCAUGCACCCAAUGUGGUGGUGACGGAGAGGGUGGUGGGCCCGAUCUCCGGCGCUGAUUUGCAUGGAAUGUUAGAUAUGCCUGACCUGAGGGACGGCUCAAAUGUUAUAGUGACGGAGAGGGUCAUAGCGCCAGGUUCGAGUCUACCCACCACUCUGACUAUCCCAACUCCUAUUGAGUCUUCGAAUGUGGUAGUUACAGAAAGAGUCAUCCAGCCAACUUCUGGCAUGAUAGGCAGUCUAAAUAUGCACCCAGAUUUAUCCAAUGCCCACAAUGUGAUUGUGACAGAGAGAGUUGUUUCUGGUGCUGGGAUUAGUGGCAUUAGUGGAGCAGCUGGGAUAAGUGGUGGCAUGGGCAGUGGUCUGGGUGGGGCUGGUGUAAGUGGUGGUGGCAUCGGGCUGGGUGGACUGGGUGGAGGUGGGGGCCUGAGCAGCAACAUGGGGGGCACAGCCACCAUCAGCCACACGAGGAAUUCCUCUGACCAUCACUUUACCCACACCAUGGGGUCUGCCUCCCCUGGCACGACUCGAAGUCGAAUCACAAAGUACAGUACGGUACAGUAUACCAAGUAGUUGGCAUCCAGAGCUCUUGCUUGUGGUAAUUAUGGCUUGAAUUCCAAUUCCCACCACCCAAAAUCUAAUAACACAGUUUAUGAUGUACAGCCAGGUGCUAGGAGCUCCACUCUGCUGUGAGAAACUACAAUGGGAAAAAUAAACGGGAACAUUGCCAUGGGGGAAGAGUUCUCUGUACAUUUGUAAAGUGUUUCCUUAGAGCAAUAUAAAUGACCUCAUGACAAGGGACUAAAACUUGAGGCAUGGUUUCUGUGUGCCUUGUGGUCUGUUGGGUCUUCUUUGUGUCUAUGUGGCCUGUAGUUUUAUAGCCAGCAUGUGGAGUAAAUAAAAUGUGAUCAUAUAAAAGUACUGCCUUAGCAUGGCAAUUGGCGUCAUUUUCCCGUAACUUGCCACGUAACUCAGGCAAUAUUCAAAAAUAACCAAACAUGCAAUACAUUGCUGUAUGUAAUAUGAAAUUCUGCCCACCAAUUUCACGGAUAAUUAAAUAGAAUGCCAACCACACAUUCAGAACAGGGUUGACCACUGAAGAAUCUGAUUACCUAAUCAAGUCUACAGCCACCAAGCCCUGUUGCCUUGACUGCCCUUAACUGCAUAAGAGGAAAUAAAGGUCAGGUUAGGAACGGCUCCCUAGAAAGAAAAUCCCAUUAGAAACGAGCCAACAGAAUGAGAUGUGCUCAGGGUAAACUGGCAGUGUGAGAUCUUGAACCUCAAGGAGAGCCUUCCGUUAAGAGUCAAGGUUUCUCCUGACCCCAGUUUAGGAUUAAUGGAAGCUGUGAUCUUGAAGAAUAUUGCUUCGCAGGGAGGUUUUGAAACAACACACUCAUUUUUCUCUUUACCACUGUGGUUGCAAAUUUAUAAUAAAGGAAAACUCCUCAGACUGAGUCAAGCCAUAGGUGACAGGAUUGUCAUCACCAGUGGUAACAACCUCCCAGCUAAGCAGAUGCAGAGACACUGCAUUGUCAGACUAGGUUUUAAGCAAGUGUUAUUCAUUUGUUACAUAGCUCCCAAGUUAAAAUGAUACAAGCUGAGCUGUGGGGGGGAAAGCUUGCAGCAUGGUUAAGAUAAGGGGGGAUUUUUAAGGGGAUCCUAAAAAGAACAUGCAAACUGUUUUAAAUGGGAAAGUUAGAAAAUAAUUGUUCAGUAAAGCAGUAAUUGAACUAAUUAUUAGCUGUGAGUUUAGUAUUUUCUUUUAUUUUUUUUUUGUACCUGGAAUCGAACUCUGGACCUUGUGCUUACCAAGGGGUGCUGUGCUACUGAGCUGUAUCUCUGGUCCCAGUACUUUUUUUUAAACAACCCUCUGUUGCCAUUUUGAAGUGAUCAGCCACGAACCUUUUACAGAGUUGAUGAUACUGUGUUGGAAAGAAUAAAAUAAUACUAGACAAACCCAUUUCUUUCACCCCCUAACUAAAUUUUUCACUAGCAUAAAUUUUAAAAUCCUUAUUUGAUUUGUCAAUAAAUUCUUGGUUUAUAAAUGUUCUGAUUUAUAGAUAAUUCCCAAAUAAUAUGGUAUGAUACAUUUUUCUAGCUUCAAAAUGUAGUAAUGUACUAUUUAUGAUGUGUUAUUUCUGUGUAUUUGCUAUAUCAUGUUUACUGGUUACAAAUCUCUAAAACAAACAACACAUUCUAAGAAAUAGGUAAAUUUACCAUUGUGUGGUAGAGGAGUUGUUUGGGGUUUUUUUUCCUAUGCCUUAAAAUUCAUUGUUAAUAUAAGUUUACUAAAGUAAGACUGGCUACAGCAAAAUAAAAUUAAAAAACAGUUCUUCCUCCUGGAGUUGUGAAUUGCAUACUAUAAAAGAUAUUUCUCCUAGACAACUACUCAAAUUUUCCAGGGUGUUACGAGAUUAAAUAAUCAAUAUUCAACUUCCAAAGCUUGUCACAGAGGGCUGGAAAUGAAUUACUUUACCUAGAGCCAAUUUUCUCCAUAUAUCAGUAGAUAAGGUUCAUAUGGUAAACAUCCCAAUAUACAUCUUACCUUAGCUCUGUAGAAUAUGUAAAAUUUUAAUAAUCUGUAAUAUGCUAAAAUGCGGAGGUGUAAAUAAAGUCAUUCAAAGGGAGUCUUUCUUUUAUUUUUUCUGCCAUUUAAGGGAUUGUGUUAAGAAUGGGAAAUAUUUUUCCAGAAAUAUAAACAAAAGGCAAUUUAUUGAAAUAUACUUGUGCAUAACUAUGUCCAGGAAUCUAAAGGAAUACAAAUAAUUAUUAAUUAUUUUUUAAUAUUACUUAAAGGAAAUGAUAUUUGACCACAAGAAACAUAUGUUUUAUCCUGAUGUAUCAGAGUAAAUCCUUUCUUAAACACCAGAAAAGUUCUAGAUAUACUUUUGAGGGCUAACAAAUAACAUAGUCACUACCUUUAGUUCACAAAACUAUGGGAAAUCCAAAUUUUAAAUGGUAGAAUUAAUCAUUCAUAUUUCUAGGAAGACACUUUCAAAUAAAAUUUUUUUUGUAGGAUUGGACAGUGAGGUUUAGUUUAGCCCUAAAUUUUAAAAUUACUUUUAAAAGACACCAAACACUCUAAAACUUAUUUAAAGGUAUAUUUUCAAUGAGUAGCCUCUGCUGUUAUCUUCAGAUGCUUUACUCUGACCCAUGUGCAGUAUUCCAUAGACCUAGAAGAGUCAUGGAAAUCGUUUUAUAAAUAAAUAGCUAUAAUUUAGUUCCAUACUACAAGUUAAAUCUUAGGUCAACUUCCUCUUAACAAAAGGAAGAAGAAAUAGACAACAAUUUAAUGCUAUGCAUAUGUGAUUUGCAAGUAAGUGACAAUAUUUAUACAGGCAAAUUUCUAAAGAAAUAAUUCUCAGGGGCAAAAAGGAAUGUAUCACAAAUAUUGUUCCAUUUAAUGCAAUGAAAACACCACUUUGAAUUAUUUUGACAUUGAAUUUCAAAUACAUCUGCUACUUAAUACGUAUUCCAUGCAUAAGGACUGAUGUAACUGUAUUUGCACUGAAAUUUUACAGAAAACUACCUUUUUUAGGGUUAUUUAUAUACUUUCAUCUGGAUAUCAGUUCUACCUUUAUGCAUAAAGAUUUUAGCAUGUACUGUAGUUUUCACACCAUAUAAUGUUCUUACAAAAUUUUAAUUGUGUCUUCACAAAUUACAUUUUUACAUUAAGUAGACGCUUUUACCUGUACAAAUCUGAUUGUCCUGCAAAUCUGAUUGUCCACCAGUCACACCACGGUACAACACUUUGUGACACUCUUUGUCUUUUGUAGGAGAUUAAAGAUAUAACCAGUGGCAGAAAUAACCAUGGCUAUUUUGGAAAUACAUUUAAAAUCAAACCAAACUUUUUUAAAGAACUAGACAUAUUUAAUCAAUUUUACCUCUUUGGGGAUAUUUCUGGCAUUUUUAAGGCCUCCUCUGUAUUGCCCCAGAACAUGUAAUAGUUUCCACAAAAUCUAGAUCAUUCAGUGUGUUAAGACAAAGCCUGUAAUGAAUAAUUUAUUUUUUAAUUCACCAGCUUCCAUUUAGUUAUAUUUAAAUUACUAAACACUUUAUGAUUAAACUGUGCUUAGUCUGACUUAUUUUUCUUUUGCUGCCUAUUUUCCAAGCAUUUUAAACUCUACUAUUCAUCUUUGGUGAUGUUUAAACAAGAUGCUUUCCUUCGAGCGUCAGUAUGGAAGGUUUUGGACUCUUUGGGUGCCAGUUUCUAGCUUGAUCGUUUGUUGCCUAUUUUAAGAUGGUUUGUAUUUCCAAACAGUUGUGUUUACAGCAAUAAAAUGCUUGAGAUGCC